Molecule: messenger RNA, 753 nt
Organism: Etheostoma cragini (Arkansas darter)
Lineage: Eukaryota; Metazoa; Chordata; Actinopteri; Perciformes; Percidae
Product: lipid droplet assembly factor 1-like
Exons: 5
Coding region: 81-554 (157 amino acids)
Source: RefSeq, a predicted model, not a curated record
UGUGUUGCUACUGUUAGAGUGACUGAGGAAAUUACAAGACACAUUUUCACCAGGUUUAUUACAUUGUUCAGUCUGGUGAGAUGGAGAUGCAGCAAAGCAGCAGCAGCAGCAGCAGCAGCAGUUGUAGUUUGACUGACUUUCAGCAGCAGUGGGGAAGUUGUACCACCCUUCUGAAGCGUUUUUAUGAUGACCCCAAGGUAGCCCAGCUGAUGAGCACAAGACUCGGGCAGUACCUGAGCAGCCACCCUUUCUUUGCUCUCACAGUGUUACUGUUUGGCUCCUUGGCUGCACUGCCUGUCGGACUCUUCCUCUCUUUUGCUCUUGUGACCUCUAUCAUGUCGGCAGUAGGUUUUGUUUUAUUUGAAGUGUUUCUGCUGUCUGUAGGAGGGCUGUCUCUGCUGUGUCUGCUACCCGGAAUCGGCCUUUUUGCUGUCAUGGUUUCAGGCAUAUUUAUUGUGCUUUAUAUCACCGUCUCCAACAUCCUCAACCGCUAUUUUCCGCAUCUGACAAAGCAAGGUAAAGUCCAGGAGAAGAGUGAAUGUCAAACUUCUUAACUGAAGGAAAUGCAGUAGGUUGAUUCUUCAAACGACCCUUCAAAUGCACUGUAUGUAAUGGAUUUUCGAUGCACAAAGACUCCCUGAUUGUUACUGUAUGUCUAAGGCAUAAUACCUAGAUAUUUUUAUAAAAUUCCUGUCAUCUCUAUAUGUUGACAUUUUAUACAGAUGAAUUGUUGUGAUGUGGGACACUAGGCCC